Messenger RNA from Trichobilharzia szidati, 3723 nucleotides. The record is from the annotation of a GenBank genome assembly. NCBI's taxonomy places the organism in Eukaryota, Metazoa, Platyhelminthes, Trematoda, Strigeidida, Schistosomatidae.
UAUACUUCAAAGACGCUUGGUAUUAACUUAGCGCACAAACUGAAAUUGUUUUUGUUCAAUGAUUUGGAUUUCAAAUUGCUUCAUUUUAAUCACAUCAAUUUAAAAUAAACUUGUCUUAUUAUCGAUCAGACACACUAAAUAAAUAAAAAAAAACACACAACAAAAAACAAAACAAUGCGUGACGGAAAUCCAACCGAACGAACUGCACUCACCACUGGUGGUGGUGCAGAUUCUUUCGAGAUCACAAUCAAAGACUUACAAAAGAUAAUGGAUUGUCGUAAAACAGAAGCAGUUAAAUAUAUCAAUGAAAAAUACGGUGGAGUUGUAGGAUUAUGUCGAUUGCUCAAAACAUCUCCACAAGAUGGUUUACAUGAAGAAGAUUUUUCAAAACGAAUUAAUGCAUUCGGUGCUAAUGUUAUACCACAACAACGUGCUAAAACAUUUCUACGCCUGAUGUGGGAAGCUUUACAAGAUUUAACAUUAAUUGUAUUGAUUGUUGCCGCCUUCAUUUCCCUUGCACUAUCAUUGUAUAUCAAAUAUGGUCAAGCGCCUACAUUCGAUGAAACAGAAGGACAAGCUGGUUGGAUAGAAGGUCUGGCUAUAUUGAUUGCAGUAUUUGUUGUUGUCUUUGUCGUCGCUUUGAAUGAUUGGCAAAAAGAAAGACAAUUUCGUGGGCUACAGAAUAAAAUUGAAUCAGAGCAUACCUUUUUUGUAAUCCGGAAAGGGGAAACAAAACAGAUUGCUGUGAAAGAGAUUGUUGUCGGGGAUAUAUGCCAAGUGAAAUAUGGUGAUCUCUUACCAGCUGAUGGUAUCGUUAUCCAAUGUAAUGAUUUGAAAAUCGACGAAAGUUCUCUAACGGGUGAAUCUGAUCAAGUGAAAAAGAGUGAGACGAAAGAUCCCAUCCUCUUAUCAGGUACUCAUGUUAUGGAAGGAUCAGGUAAAAUGGUUGUCACUGCUGUUGGACCAAAUUCUCAAGCUGGUAUCAUUUUUGCUCUGUUAUCCUCUGGAGCUGGACAUGAUGACGCUGUUUCAGGUACUGAUGGUGGUCAAGAGAAUAAAAAAGACGCGAAAAACAAGAAUAAGAAAAAUGCUAAAAGUGAUAAGAAUGUCUCAAAUUCAGAUGCUUAUCAAAUGAAGUCGAAGGCAGCAAAUCAAAAUGAUGCUGAAGCGAAUAAACCGAAGCCGAAGAAAAAACCACGUCGUAAAGAACAAUCUGUUCUACAGGCAAAAUUAACUAAACUUGCUAUACAAAUUGGAUAUGUUGGUACAUGUGUUGCUAUCGCUACUGUAUUGAUAUUAGUUAUAAAAUUUUGUGUGCAUACAUUUGCACAGAAUAAAGAACCAUGGCAAACUGGAAGACAUUUGAAACAAAUUGUCAAUUAUAUUAUUACUGGUGUUACAGUUUUAGUUGUCGCUGUACCAGAAGGUUUACCACUGGCUGUUACAUUAUCAUUGGCCUAUUCAGUUAAACGUAUGAUGAAGGAUAAUAAUUUAGUCCGGCAUUUAGAUGCCUGUGAAACAAUGGGUAAUGCAACAGCCAUCUGUUCUGAUAAAACCGGCACAUUGACAACGAAUCGAAUGACAGCAGUACAAUGCUUUAUUGCCAAUAAACACUAUAAACGUAUACCGACAGCUUCAGAACUACCUGAAGGAGUUAUCAAUACAAUUGUGAUGAAUAUAUCAAUUAAUAGUGGGUAUACAUCGAAAAUUUUACCUCCAGACAGUGCAGGUGGUUUACCAAAACAAGUUGGCAAUAAAACAGAGUGUGCUUUAUUAGGCUUUGUUAAAUCAAUUGGACGUAGUUAUGAAGACAUAAGAGCACAAUGGAGUGAAGAACGCCUAUAUAAAGUGUAUACAUUCAAUUCUGCACGAAAAUCAAUGAGUACUGUUAUUAAAGAAUCUGAUAACCCCUUAUCAUUUAUAUUAUUCAAUAAAGGUGCUUCUGAAAUGGUUGUAAAAUGUUGUUCAUGGAUGAUGGAUGAACAAGGCCAACCAAAACCAUUUAGCGUUCAAGAUCAAGAACGUUUAACAGAGUCAAUUAUUGAACCAAUGGCUAGUGAAGGUCUUCGAACAAUUGGUAUUGCUUAUAGGAAAAUUACAAUUGCUUCCAAUUCAAAAAGUCCAAACGAUUUGAUUGUUCAGAAAGAGCCUAAUUGGGAUGAUGAAGACCAACUGUUAGAAGGUCUUACAUUAUUAGGCAUAAUUGGUAUUGAAGAUCCAGUUCGACCAGAAGUACCUGCUGCUAUACGUCAAUGUCAAAAAGCUGGUAUCACUGUACGUAUGGUCACGGGGGACAAUGUGAAUACUGCACGAUCAAUAGCUAUGAAAUGUGGUAUCCUACAACCUGGUGAAAAUUUCCUCGUUCUAGAAGGUAAAGAAUUUAAUCGACGUAUACGUGACAAAGUGACUGGUAAAGUUAGACAAGAUUUAUUCGAUCAAGUAUGGAUUAAUUUAAGAGUGUUGGCAAGAUCUUCACCUCAAGAUAAAUACACCUUAGUCGGUGGUAUCAUCAACAGUCGUGCAGCACCAUCACGUCAAGUUGUCGCUGUCACUGGUGAUGGAACAAAUGAUGGUCCAGCGUUGAAACGUGCUGAUGUUGGUUUUGCUAUGGGAAUAGCUGGUACAGAUGUGGCUAAAGAAGCCUCAGAUAUUAUACUGACAGAUGAUAAUUUCUCAAGUAUUGUUAAAGCUGUUAUGUGGGGUCGUAAUGUAUACGAUUCAAUUACAAAAUUUCUACAAUUUCAGUUAACCGUGAAUUGUGUCGCUAUUAUUGUAGCAUUCGCUGGAGCAUGCUUUUUAGAUGAUAGUCCAUUGAAAGCUAUACAAAUGUUAUGGGUUAACCUGAUUAUGGAUACAUUGGCUAGUUUAGCAUUAGCCACAGAACAACCAUCCCCUGAACUACUCGAUCGUGCACCAUACGGACGUACUCAACCGUUAAUCAGUAGACAAAUGGCUAAAAAUAUAUUAGGUCAUUCUUUAUACCAAUUGGCUGUAAUCUUUUUCUUAUUAUUUUAUGCUGAUUUAAUCAUGGAAGUUGAUAAUGUCACUGGGAUAACUGUUCAUGAACCAACACAACAUUAUACACUAAUAUUUAAUUCCUUAGUUUUAAUGACACUAUUCAAUGAAUUCAAUGCUAGAAAGAUACAUGGACAACGGAAUGUAUUCAGUGGAUUACACAGAAAUCCAUUAUUUGUUAUUAUUUGGUUUGCAACCUUCUUAUUACAAGCUUUAAUUAUACAAUUUGGUUCAUAUGCCUUCAGUACAAAACCAUUAGAAUUAGAUCAAUGGGGUUGGUGUUUAUUCUUUGGUGUUGGUGAACUUGUAUGGGGUCAAGUUGUCAAUACUAUACCGAAUGCAAUUAUACCGAAGUGUAAAUGUCGUAGACGUAAACGCGGUAAACAAGUUGGUGCCAAUGAGAAUGCAGCUGAUGAAUACAUUAAAGAUACAAUUGAUGAAGUCGGUGAAGCUGAUGAUGAAGAUGAAAUACUACCAUUAUCUCUCAGUGGUGAUGAUAUGCCACUUGGUGGACGUAUCCUUUGGAUUCGUGGUGUCAAUCGUAUACAAACACAGAUGCAAGCUAUGAAAGUAGUUGAUGCAUUCCGUAUGGGACUUGGACCACGUCUUGAUUUGGAGCAUCGUCGAAGCGCUGGUACUUUGGCGUUUAGACAACGUCAAAAUUCAACAAUUGAAUAUGUGGAUGCUGAUGCACCAGAUGAUUCUUAA